Benincasa hispida (wax gourd) is the source of this 789-nucleotide messenger RNA. It is a transcript of the gene NDHL, whose product is annotated as inorganic carbon transport protein-like protein. NCBI's taxonomy places the organism in Eukaryota, Viridiplantae, Streptophyta, Magnoliopsida, Cucurbitales, Cucurbitaceae. Gene Ontology annotation, molecular function: oxidoreductase activity, acting on NAD(P)H, quinone or similar compound as acceptor. The record is from RefSeq and is a predicted model, not a curated record.
UGUGGCCAUAGAAAAAGAUAAGAAAGAAAGAAAGAUAAGAGAGAGAGAAGGAAAAAGGAAAAGGGAAUGAAAUAUGAUUGAGUUGUAGGAGUGAACAGAGUUUUUUGAAUAUGAAUUGCUCUCUUGGCCUUCACAUCCCCAAGGCCUUGCCUUCUCUCUCCUCUUCCAAAACCCUCUUUCCUUCUCUCUCUUCAUCCUUUAAGCUUCACAAUUUGAAUUUGCCCUCCAAUUCAAAGCUCAAAAAUUUUGAGGUUGUGGGAAGCAUCAAAGAAGAUCCCGUUGGCUAUCUUCACCAAAAGAAAACAAGUUUAGCUCUUCAACUUGCUGCCAUUUUAGCCACUGUUGGGGAGGCAGCAAAUGCAGUAACAGGAGAGAACAACCAUGAAGUUCCACUUACUUGGAUUUUGGCACAAUUAGGCAUUGUUGGAUUCUUUUACUUCCUCGUCUUUCCUCCAAUCAUCAUGAACUGGCUGAGGAUAAGAUGGUAUAGAAGAAACUUGUUGGAAAUGUACCUCCAAUUCAUGUGUGUCUUUCUCUUCUUCCCUGGGAUUCUAUUGUGGGCGCCAUUUUUGAACUUCAGAAAGUUUCCGCGAGAUCCAUCGAUGAAGUAUCCAUGGUCGACACCCCAAGAACCAUCACAGAUAAAAAAUGCAUACUUGAAGUACCCAUUUGCUAAGCCUGAAGAUUAUGACUGGUAACUGUUUGUAAAAAUGCCUCUUCCAAACUCAACCAUUUUCCUUCAACUCAUAAAAUUAAAUUAAUGGUUUACGUCUAUAUUAUUCUUGUUUC